Messenger RNA from Lutra lutra (Eurasian river otter), 5079 nucleotides. RefSeq names its product chromosome 18 C16orf96 homolog (gene C18H16orf96). The coding region runs from base 976 to 4263 and encodes 1095 amino acids. NCBI's taxonomy places the organism in Eukaryota, Metazoa, Chordata, Mammalia, Carnivora, Mustelidae. The transcript has 19 exons. The record is from RefSeq and is a predicted model, not a curated record.
UGAAGACGUUCAAAGAUUGACUGUCAUGAUGGCUGCUCGCCUCGGAGAACAUACCGAAAACCACAGAAUGGGUGAAUGGAGAUUAUACGUUAAAGCGGUUACCAAAACAAACUACUAACCAGCGAGACACUAUACCCAAAGCAACUCAGGAAGAAUCAGACACGCCAUAAGACACAGCCAUGCCUGUGUAGAGAGAUAGGCCCCUGAGAGUGGACCCCUCCGUUGGCGUCGUCAUCCAGUUAGAGAACAUUACCUCAGCCCCUCCUGCGUGCUGGGCUCCCGGUGCUGGUGCUAGAGAGACAGAAAAAUAGCAGAAAGCUCUCUGUCCUGAAGGAGCUCCAGGGACAUCCUCUCUACAGGUAACGGCUCAGAUGUCACGUCUGCAGACAGGCCUCCCGGAGCACCUGCCCGCAGCACCCGCUGUCUGUCUGAUUUUCCUCGUGGCACGUACAUCACCGAAGGUACCUGGUUUCCCUGUCUGUUGACGUAGUCGCCGUUCUCACGACAGCAAGAUUCUCGUCUGCUCGGUGUUCUCUGUCCUCUCGCAUAGUUUCCGCCACAUAGCUGGCAUUCAGUAAAUAUUUCCUGGAGGCUUCUAAGGAGCGAGAUGCCUCCCCAUCACCUUCGCUGCAUGCUUCUUGGAAGGGGUCGUCAGUCUCCCAUCACAGAAGGGCUUGAAAUGAAAGGCUGACGUCCGUCUGUUCAAACACCCAGCACCUUCUCCUUGAGCGCCCACCGGGCCCCACUCGGGCUCUCGGAAGCAUGCGCACUCACCCACAUUCUCUGGUGUCCUAGCAACCAGAAGCUCUCAUCUGGGCUCUGGCUGGGACAGGGGCCAUUUUCUCCCUGACUGCCAUGACCCGCCGCCUCCCCGGGCCUCAGGGGACCUGUCCGGACAGCUGGUGGGUUCUCUGAAAGCCACCACUCGUCCCCACGGACGCCCAGAAGCCCAGCCCCGCCAAGCCUCCCAGCGGGAUGAGCUUCUCGCUGACGUUCUCCGAGCUGGUCAACAUCGCCGUCCCGCAGUGCGGGGUGGUGAACUUCAAGGCUCUGCACGUCCUGCUUCAGGGUAUCCUGGAGCACAUCCACAUGGCCGAGCUCAAGAAGGUCCUCUCGGGAGACGAGGACUUUCUCCAGUCCUCGCCAGCCGUGUUCAUGCCCCGGGAAGCGGACGCCCAGCCCGUCCUCAGCCCCAUGAAGAGGCUCAGCAAUGUGUUUGACCACGUGGUGAGCCGCGUCGACAAGAUGGAGAGCCAGCUCGCCGCGCUGCAGGACCUGCCCUCCACUGCCCAGCUGCUGGGGAGAAGCCGCGGCGGGGGCCAGCCCGCCCAGGACCUGUGGCACCUGAUCAAGCUCCGGAAGAUGGUGGAGGGCAAUGAAGAAGCCACGGCAAAGUCCAUGAAGACUCUGCAGGAUUUGCUUACUGACAUUUGUGCACUCAAGGGCACCACUGAAACUCUCAGAGAGGAUCUGGACACACUGAAGGACAUGGUUGACAAGAUGCAGCCAGAAGUAAUGGAUUCUUUGCUUGAAGAUCUGAAAGGACAGAACAGGAGGAUGAGUGCGCUACAGCGGGAAGUGGUUGCUCUCCAGAGCAAAAUCCUCACCAUCCCCAAAGCCGACGAUGUGGUACUCUGGAGCAGCCUCCAUGAGGCCAUGUUUGGCCCCGGAACUUCUACAGGACGAGCUGGUCCAACACAGAUUGAGGAUUCAGACCUGUGGCAGUUGGUGGGGCAGCUCCCAGAGAUAGGUCAUCCUAAGACCGAGCACCUUGAAGCUGUAGGUCCUGUCCAGAUCUCAGAGGCCAUCCAGAGCCCCAUGUUACUGGAGACCGGCUGGCAUUAUGAAACCCCAGGGCAGCUACAGGAGGAGGAAUCUGCCCAAGAUGUUCUGCUCGCCGAGGCCCAGGGGCCAGGGCAGCCUCCGGGGCUUGAGCCCGGGGCUGUGCCCGCACCGGGACCACAGCCUGAGGCCAUGCCUGCUCUGGGGCCUGUGCUGACACCCGGUCUGACACCUGGGUUCCCACUCCUACCUGGGUCUCCGUUCAUAGCUGGCCCUGGCCCUUGGCCUGCCCUCAGACCUGGGACUGGCCCUGGACUUGGGGUUGCCACCGAGCCUGGGACUGCCCCCAGUCUUGCACCCGUCCCAGGGCUUCAGCCCCCACCGCAAGAAAGCUGGCCUCCUCCCAGAGGCUUGUCCAGGGCUAGCACGUGGCCCUUCUGGGGCUCAGACUUCUUGCAGCCUGUACAGUCCCAGGUCUUCAGGGCCCCACCUCCAGCCAGGGAGUUUGGCUCAGCGUGGCCCCCUCCCGUGUGGUCACAGUCUACACAAGCAGACGUGCACCUGCUCCCAGCCGUCUCAGAAGCUGAGGAAGACUAUGUAACCGAGGAUGUGCCAGCCCCUCAGGCCAGGGCCCCCAGGAUUGGGGCCCCUAGAGCUGGGGCCCCCAAAGAAGCGCCCAACAAGGCACCCAGCAAGGCUCCCCAGUCUGCCCUUCAGCACCUGAGGACCACCGCGGCCCUUGCAGCUGCCGCCGCGUCCUCCUACGCAGCUGCUGCCACCUCAGCAGCCCGGAGAGCCGAGGUUGUCGCCAAGGCUGUCAGGGAUGCCCCUGCCACCAAAUUGGCCACCAUAGCAACGACCAUGGCUGCAUCUGGGCCCUUAGGGACCUUCGCAGACAUCCUGGGUGCGGGCUCUUCCCGUGGGGCCUCGGCUUUAACCGAGGACACGGAGGUGGAGGACGACCUCUCUUCAGUGUACACUGUGGCCAGCCUCCCUCCUGAAAGGACCCUGUCCCAGGUCAUGCUGGCUGCCCAAAAGGCCGUGACCCCUGAAGACAAGAAGACGGCCGUCAGGUACUCCAUGGGCUGUAUAGCCCAGAUGCCCGUUAGACACGACUCCCUGAAGGAGGAGUUUGCCCAGCUGUCAUCCGCCCUUCAACAGCGCUUGAAUUACCUAGCUAAUUUGGGAGCCUCUGCCAAGCUUGGGUCGACAGUGGAUGUGCUGCAGGAAAAGAUCGGGAGCCUCCAGAGAUCCAGGAUGAAGGAAGAGGAACUCGAGAGAAUUUGGGGCCACCAGAUAGAGAAGAUAAAACAUCACCACAUCGUGCUGGACAGGGCAGUGGAGAAACUCCAGAUUCGCUUGGAUGACUUAAAGGUUGUCCAUGCUCAAAUUAAAAACCUCGAAAUGCAUAAGGUGGACAAAAGUGUGAUGGAGCAGGAGUUGAAAGAGAAAGCCGACAGGAGCACCCUGGCAGGCAAGGCAAGCCGAGCCGACCUGGAGACAGUGGCGACAGAGCUGAAUGAGAUGAUUCAGGGAAUGCUCUUCAGGGUCGUGACCCACGAGGAUGACUGGAAGAAAGAUGUGGAGAAGCUGACCAAGGACCUGAGCACCAAGCUGGUCCACAGUGAUUUGAAUGGUCUGAAGAAAGACAUGGAUGAGAUCUGGAAAGUACUCAGGAAGCUCCUGAUUGAAGGCCUCCGAUUUGACCCUGAUAGCGCUGCCGGCUUUAAGAAGAAACUGUUUGAGCGGGUGAAAUGCAUCUCCUGCGACCGGCCGGUGGAGCUGAUGACGGGCCCGCAGCUCAUCACCAUCCGUAAAGCCCACCUGCUUUCGAGGCUGCGGCCAGCCAGCGCCAAUACCUAUGAGUACCUGCAGCAGCAGCAGAUGAGGGAACACCGGCAGCUACAGCAGCUCCAGGACCUUGGAGACCAGGACAGGAAUCUGGAUUCACUGGGGUCCCCGAAGGACUGGGGAGAUGGCCCUGGCAAUGCCAGCCUCAAGUUCAACUCUUAUGACUUGUCAACACUCUACCCCUACGGGGACCCCGAAGUGUUGGACUAUGACACCGCCGAGGUGGACAUUCUGGGAGUGGACGGCAUACUGUACAAGGGCCGAAUGACCAGCCAGGAUGGGGCACGGCCUUUGACCAGCGUUGAGAAGGAGCUGGCAGCUGUGAAGGUUCCACACCCCCCAACUCGCAACCUGUAUGAUCGUGAACGCCCGAGUACCUUUUAUGGUCCCAUCUACCCCCCCCAGCACCCCCACGCCAGCAUGCGCUCGGCUGCCUCCAGGCCCCCGCCUGCGAUGCCAGCUCGGCCUCCAUCGCUGCCGCCCCUGCCACUGCUCCCGCCACUGACGCCACCCCCAAGGGACACCCAGCAGGCCCCAGGGCCCACCCGGCACCCAAGACUUCUGCGUCUCGAGUCCCGAGGCAGCAUGCAGGCCUCCGAGGAGCCCACCAAUCCGACUGUGUCUAAAUGAGGCCAAGUUUUUCCUGACCCAGGCGACUUACCAGUUCAAGAUGCCUUAGCAGGCACUGGCUGGUGCAGCUCUGGACCCCAACCCACCCCUAUAUCACAGAUGAGUAUUUUUGGCAACUUCUCCCAGAAUAAAAUCUUUCACUUUUUUUUACUGUGGAUGAGGGUGACCGGCCUGGCGCUCUCCUUAGAGGGUGGCCUUGUCUGCCCACAUGGGUGCGUGGACCUGCUGGUCCCUACUCAGGCCCCCACCCCAGGGUCAGCCUCCCGGAGCCACCAGCCAGAACCACUGUGAGUUCCCAGGAGUCCCAGGAGAGAAGCAACAGCAAACCUUCUUGCCUCCGCUAUAUUUUCCAUGAUGGCAAAGUGUGCCGAGGUGCCUUAGCCCUGUGUUCUGGGAAGAUAGGGGGUCUGAGGGCAGGGGCGGUGGUGUGACCUGUCCGGUUUGCUCAGGGAGGCCUCAGCUCUCCAGCCCUCCUCAAGGAGUUAUCCUCCUUGGGUGCCGUACAUGGGUAUGAGGGUCCCAACUUCCAUCAUCUCCCACAGCAAGCAGGAGAGGGAGGUGUGACCCGGUUCCAGAAAGGCAUCCCAUGCCAGGCUUGUCCUUGCAGUCCCCACCCUCGGGCACCCACACACACCCAGGCUCGAUUCUCAGACCCUCCUGUCCAUCCCCACUUGCCCCUCAAAGCUGCCGGGGAACAAGCCAGGUUUGGCCUGACCCCAGAUGGGAGCUGCAGGCAGAACCCUUGCUCCUCCAGAUUCCAGCCCCAGAGGGUGGGGCCUACAGGAAGCUUGGAGGGAGGGGCCACCCCGACCCCCA